UGUUUCCCUCUGAAGUCUGAGAUUACAGUCCAAGAUGGCAGAAUCAGAUUUCUCUCCGUAUGACUGGGUGCACUACCUGAAAGAACUCAAAGAUGAAGAGUUCCUGAAAUUUAAGGAGCUCCUCAGGGAAGAGCCUGAGAAAUUCCAACUCCAGCCGAUCUCCUGGUCUAAGCUCCAGAAGGCUUCAAAGGAUGAACUGGCAGAGCUACUGGAUGAGCAUUAUCCAGGCCAGCAGGCGUGGGAGAUGAUCCGGGGCCUGUUUCUACAGCUCAAUCGGAAGGAUCUCUGCACAAAGGUUCAGGAGCAGAUGGCCAGUAAGCCGAAUAAAUACAAACAGCACAUGAAGAAAAAAUUUCAACUCAUAUGGGACAAUGAGGGCUGCCGUCAAAUCCCUGAGAGUUUCUAUAAACAAAUCAUAAAGGCAGAGUAUGAGGCACUGAAAGAUGCCUUUUCUGAGCCUGGAGCAAUCACUAUGGUUGUGGAAGGGCCCGAAGGACAAGGGAGAACGGCCUUCCUCAGAAAAGUGAUGUUAGAUUGGGCAGAAGGAAAUUUAUGGAAGGACAGAUUUACAUUUGUUUUCUUCAUCUAUGUCUACGAAUUGAAUUCCAUGUCCGAGACGAGCUUAGUGGAGCUCAUCUCCAGGGAGUGGCCUGGAUCUUUAGAGAUGAUUAAUGACAUUUUUUCAAAGCCAGAGAGAAUCUUGUUUAUCCUGGAUGGAUUUGAUGGCUUGAAAUUUGACUUGGAAGUCAGAACAAACUUGUGUGAUGACUGGAGGCAGAGGCAGCCAAUACAAAUCGUCUUGAGCAGUCUGCUACAGAAAAGAAUGCUUCCAGACUCCUCUCUGAUCCUUGAAUUGGGGAAACAGUCUCUGCCCAAAAUCUAUUACUUGUUGCAGUUUCCAAGGAGCAUAUUUAUGACAGGACUCCCUAAGGAAUUAACAGAGCCGUAUUUCCAGCACUUUUUCUGCAGUAAGGACAAAGGAUCAGAAGCCUUUCGAUAUUUGAAAACGGAUAUUUCACCUUUUCUUGAGCUGUGCAGAAAUCUCCGUAUGUGCUGGAUGGCCUGUAGUUGUUUAAAAUGGCAGUAUGACAGGGGAGAUAAAUAUAAAAUUGUUGCAGACACAGACUCCUCCACCUACACAAGCUUUGUGGUGAGCUCAUUCAAAUCAAGGACCGCAAACUGUCCGUCAAAGCAAAACAGAGAUCGACUAAGAAAACUGUGUACUUUGGCGGCGGAAGGAAUGUGGCAUCGGACGUUUGUAUUCAGCACGGGAGAUUUAAGGAAGAUUGGAAUCACUGAAUCAGAUGAGGCGAUGUGGCUGGGAAUGAGAUUUCUCCUGAAGAGAGGGAAUUGCUUUGUUUUUCACAAUCACACCCUGCAGGCAUACUUUGCUGCCCUGUUUUACUUCCUCAGACAAACCAAAGACAAGCCUAACCCAGCCAUUGGAAGCCUACCCGAACUCCUCAGAGAAGUUUAUGUCCACUUCCAAACCCACUGGCUCCAGAUAGGAAUGUUUCUGUUUGGAAUUUCCACUGAAAGAUCGAUCACCUUGCUGCAACAGUCCAUUGGUUUCCUACCGUCAAAAGAAAUACGUCAGGAAGUAAUUAAAUACCUUAAAAGUCUAGGUCAACACAAGCACAUUGACAAAGUGAUACGUUCUAAGGAUUUGCUCCCUACUUUACUUGAAGUCCAGGAGGGAAGAUUUGAAACACAAGUGAUGGAUUUAUUUGAAGAACUGACCACUAAUGUUUUUGAUUCUGAAACGUUGUUAGAAGCAUCAAACUGUCUGGAUCAUUGUAAUAAGAUAAGGAAACUUCACCUGUGUGUACGUCACAUCUUUACAACUGAACAUAAUAAUGGUGUGUGUUAUCUCCAUUGCAGAGCUCAUAUCCAUUUUUGGGGAAAACUUUGCUCAGUGUUUAGCAAGAACUUCCAGGCACUAGAAUUGGACAGCUGUAACUUCAAUGAAACUUCUUUUAAGAUUCUCUGUGAAGCACUUUCUAGUCCUGUUUGUAAGCUCCAAAGCUUGACAUGUUCCUUCAUGUCUGACAUCGGAAAUGGUUCAUUAUUAUUUCAAACAAUUGCUAAAAAUUCUUGUCUGAAAUACCUGAACCUCUAUGGCACUAAGCUCUCCUGUCAUUCAGUUGGCAGUCUGUGCCAGGUGCUGCAAGACCCAUCCUGCAAAGUGGAAGACCUGCUGUUGGGGAAGUGUAGCAUCACGAGUCCAUCUUGUCGAGCUAUUGCUUCUGUCGUCCUCUGCAACAAGGUGAAGCGUCUUUCAUUGGUAGAAAAUCCUGUGAAGAACAAAGGGGUGAGGCUGCUGUGUGAAGCCUUGAAGCAGCCAACCUGCGCCCUGGAGACACUGCUACUGUCCUAUUGCUGCCUCACAUUUGUUGCCUGUGGCCACAUCUACGAAGCCCUUUUGAGCAACAAAUCCCUCUCUCUGCUCGAUCUGGCAUCAAACCACCUGGAAGACAAUGGAAUAAUCUCUCUGUGUGAAGCACUGAAGUCCCCAAACUGCCCCCUACAGGCGUUGUGGCUAUCUGGUUGCUCGCUCACUUUGGAAUGUUGUGAAGAUCUCUCUGCUGUCCUUGUUUGCAACAAAAGACUAAAGACCCUGAAACUAGGCAACAAUUACUUAGUAGAUGCUGGUGUCCAACUGUUAUUUGAAGCUUUGAGGAAUCCUAAUUGUAAAUUACAGAGUCUUGGAAUAGACAUGUGUUACCUUUCAAAUGACUGUUGCGAAGACCUGGUUUCCACUCUCACCACCUGCAAAACAUUGAAGAGCCUGAACCUUGCUUGGAUAACCUUGGACCAUGAUAGGCUGGUGAUGCUGUGUGAGGCUUUGCUCCAUAAGAGCUGUACCCUGAAGGUACUCGGGCUGGACAAAUCUGCAUUUUCUAAGGAAUCACAGAUGUUACUGCAAACUCUGGAAAACAAAAUGAGUAUUUUGCAUUACCCCUGGAUUGAAGAAGAACACAGGAUGAGGGGUGUUCCUUCAGAACAUAACAACUAGAAUUAGUCUUGUGGCAAAGGCUCUUUGUCAUGUUUCUCCUUUUGGCACACCAUC
This is a messenger RNA of Nannospalax galili (Upper Galilee mountains blind mole rat), 3070 nucleotides long. RefSeq names its product NACHT, LRR and PYD domains-containing protein 9B. Gene Ontology annotation, biological process: regulation of inflammatory response. Gene Ontology annotation, cellular component: cytoplasm. Lineage: Eukaryota; Metazoa; Chordata; Mammalia; Rodentia; Spalacidae. The transcript is spliced from 9 exons. Bases 35 to 3016 code for a protein of 993 amino acids. The record is from RefSeq and is a predicted model, not a curated record.